Messenger RNA from Dryobates pubescens (Downy woodpecker), 1461 nucleotides. It is a transcript of the gene RCN1, whose product is annotated as reticulocalbin 1. Gene Ontology annotation, cellular component: endoplasmic reticulum. Gene Ontology annotation, molecular function: calcium ion binding. The transcript has 6 exons. The record is from RefSeq and is a predicted model, not a curated record. The coding region runs from base 8 to 967 and encodes 319 amino acids. NCBI's taxonomy places the organism in Eukaryota, Metazoa, Chordata, Aves, Piciformes, Picidae.
GCGGGGAAUGGGGGACAGCGGGGCGAGCUGGUGCCUGGCGCUGGCACUGCUGCUGCUGCCGGCUAGCCUGGGCAAGCCGACGGCGUGGCAGGAGCGGCCGCGGCCCGGCACCGCGCAGCACGAGGACCGGUCAGGCUUCCAGUACGACCACGAGGCCUUCCUGGGCAAGGAGGAGGCGCGGAGCUUCGACCAGCUCAGCCCGGAGGAGAGCCGGCAGCGGCUGGGGAAGAUUGUGGAUAGAAUAGAUGACAACAAAGAUGGCUAUCUCACAACAGAGGAAUUAAAAACCUGGAUUAAACGGGUACAGAAGCGCUACAUCUAUGAAAAUGUGGCUAAAGUUUGGAAAGACUAUGAUCUAAACAAGGACAAUAAAAUUGCCUGGGAAGAAUACAAACAAGCCACAUAUGGUUAUUAUCUAGAAAAUCCAGAAGAAUUCCAAGAUGCAACUGAUCAGCACAGUUUUAAGAAAAUGCUGCCUAGGGAUGAAAGACGAUUCAAAACUGCAGAUCUGGAUGGAGAUUUAGCUGCCACUCGUGAAGAAUUCACUGCCUUCCUUCACCCAGAGGAGUUUGAGCAUAUGAAAAACAUCGUUGUCUUAGAAACUUUAGAAGAUAUAGACAAAAAUGAGGAUGGUUUUGUGGAUCAAGAUGAGUACAUUGCUGAUAUGUUUGCAAAUGAAGAGGGUGGACCAGAGCCUGACUGGGUAAUCACAGAGCGUGAGCAGUUUUCAGAUUUCCGUGAUCUCAACAAGGAUGGAAAGAUGGACAAAGAGGAAAUUCAGCACUGGAUUCUCCCACAAGACUAUGAUCAUGCACUAGCUGAAGCCAGGCACUUAGUCUAUGAAUCGGAUGUAGACAAGGAUCAAAAACUAACAAAAGAGGAGGUUCUGGACAACUGGAAUAUGUUCGUUGGAAGUCAAGCUACUAAUUACGGGGAGGACCUCACAAGAAACCAUGAUGAACUAUGAUACAGUACAGCAGCCACUAUGUCACAGACCUUUUCUCUGCUUUAUUGAAAUCACCAUGUCCACCCUCUCUUUUUGGAGAAAGUGGGCAAGGGACAUACUCACAAAUGACUGACUUGUAUUAAUAUAUUUUUAAUAUGCCAGUUUGUUACCUCAGAAACCACAUAGAGAUAGAUUUUUACUCUUUACAGAUAGCUAAAUACACUAUCUUAACUACUACAGUUUUAUUUUGGGAAAAGUAAAAAGGUAACUUUUUUUAAUAGGUUAGAGCCUGACCUGACAAAGGCACUUCUGAAAACAGGGAUCUUUAAUAGUGAAAUAUUUUCCAUAAAUACCCACUUUUACCAUAGUAAAAUGCAGCUUGGAUUAGAAAGAAACCUAAUCUUUAAAACAGACUAAGUUAUUUAGUUAUCUUUUUCAACAGAAAUAACAAUUUAGAGUUAUACUUUGACUCUUUUUCCAGAGAAAAGGUUUGACAUAAGAUCCACAGACUUCUC